ACACACUCACCCAUGAGUGCAAUGCCCAGCGGCACAGCCAGUACCAACGGAGUCAUGCCCGAGCAGAAGAAGUCAGGAAGAAAAACCUCAAAGGCAGCAAUUCCUGCUGAGGAGCUUCCUACAUAUGUGCCCGACAUUCCUGAGCCCACCACCAGGGCAGAGCUGAUGAAAUACUGGAUGUCUCUCUCCCUGGAUGACAGAACUGCUCAGAAGCUGCUGUGGCUUUCUGAGGGGGGUACCAAAGUGUCCCGCAUGUCAGAGGAGGCGUGUCCUGUUCUGGACAGACCUGAAAGAUAUGAACACUCCCCACAGGUUCUGUGUAAGGAGGGUCUGCUGGGCCACCGUGGGUACUGGGAGGUGGACUAUGAGGGCUGGGUGGUGAUCGGGGUGGUGAGCGAGAGCGCAGGGAGAAAGGUUAAGGACGGCCCCUGCGGCCUGGGAGAGAACGACUUGUCAUGGGGAGUCGGCUGGGCGGGCUCUUGCUACCACAUCUGGCAUGAUGGGAAGAAUGUGGAGAUCCAAGGAAGCCUCUCCACCACCAUCGGCAUCUACCUGGACCAGCCGGCCGGCAUACUGUGUUUCUACGUGGUGGAGAAAACAGAGGGAGGGGCCAAAGAGGUCCGGCUGCUGCACCAGUUCAAAACCACCUUCAAGGAAAGGGUGUUCCCGGGCUUCUGGGUCGGCUGCAAGUCCUACUGCAUGAUCCCGAAGAAGGAUCAGUAAGAGAAUUAGGAAGGGAGGAGGAAUGGACGAGGGUGGGUGCAAAGAGAGUGGAGAGAGAGGAAUGAUGGGCGGGAAAGUGGGCCGGGGAGGGGGUCCGGUUCAUUCAUUUGACUCACCUUAAGGUGUUGAAAGUCACAGAAUGGGGAAAAUAAUCAAACUUAGACGUGUUUGGGGUGAAAUUUGCUUCUUUAGUUUUACACUGGAGCUACAAGCUAACGUAGCUAACUAGUAAUGGAAGCUUAUACUCCACAAAUUAGCUCUGUGCAAAAUGCCUGAAAUUUGUCCAACACAAGAAAAACCACAAGCAAGUCUGUUUGAGAUUAAACUGCACAGCUUAAGGCAAAUGUGUGAUGAUUUAGCAACAUAGUUAGCAACAUGCUAAUCGUAGUGUAUAAGCUUCACUUACCUACACUCUUAAAAAAGAUGGUUCUUCAAGAGUUUUUAGUAGAGAAAAUUGUUCUAUAUAGAACCAUGAACCUUCAAAGAACCCUUUGCAUGAACAAAUGAUUCUUCAGAUUGAUGGAGAAUGUGCUGUAUAUGCUUCUAUAUAGGACCUUUUGGAGAAGGGUUCUAUAGAACACCCUCUAUUGUUACGAAUAUAAAGCUUGUUUCCAUAGAAGAACCCAUCUUGUUGCUAUAUAGAACCCAUUUCUAACCCAUAUAGAACCCUGUCUAUAGCAUUCUACAUCAAUCGGAACCCUUUCAGGAUGCAAAGAACCUGUUAAUUAUGCCCAGGGUUCUUUAAGUGUUCGUGGUUCUAUACCUGAAAUCGGAACAAUAGCAGGACCCUUUUUGGUGCUAUAUAGAACCCUCUGGGCAGGCUCCUACUUCCAUGUCUGGCAUGAUGGGGAGAAUGUGGAGAUCCAAGGAUCUCCAAUACCACUGGCAUCUACCUGGACCAGCCAUAUAUUAAUGGAAAAAGUGUUGUAGAUGGUUCUAUAUAGCACCAAAAGGGUUCUUCUAUUGUAACAAGCUUGACAUUGUAACAAUAGCCUAAGUCUUUUUGGUGCAUAGAACCAUAUAUAGCACAUUCUCCAUCAAUCUGAAGAACCCUUUAACCAUACAAUGGGUUCUUUGAGUGUUCGUGGAUCUAUGCAGAACCAUUUUCUUUACUAAAGAACCCUUGAAGAACCAUCUUUUUAAGAGUGCACAAGUGCAAUAUCUGGACAUCGCUCAGAGUGCAGCUGAAGGUGGAUCAGAUACAUGAACCUGGCCACAGCUCUUGGGGAACAAGGGUGGUGUGAAGAGGCCAGAGGAAGCAAAUCGGGAAUGUUUUAUGUAUGAGGCGGAAUGAUAUUUGAAGCUUAGCUUAGAAACCUUUUUAAUCUUUGUAGCUUUCAUGUUUUUUCCUAUAGUACGGGAGAUGUGCGUGAUAGAGGAGUUAUGAUGAGAAACCUUAUAAAAGUACUUAAUUAAAUUCAUUAGCAGCUGAUGAGCCCCAGGAUCCUGCAUACUGAGAGGAGUUAUUGUGUUCAAAUAUUUUACUUCUGUAAAGUAUUUCUGUUGAUAUUUGUUAGUUGUUAUUGCAUUUAUUUGGGGCCUAAAUCAUUUUAUAUCCCAUGUGUUGUAUGUGUUAUUUGAGUAGUGACCAUAAAAUUUUACGAUUAUAAUAAAGUGGUUAAUCUA
This is a messenger RNA of Pygocentrus nattereri (red-bellied piranha), 2349 nucleotides long. RefSeq lists its product as uncharacterized. Bases 13 to 723 code for a protein of 236 amino acids. Lineage: Eukaryota; Metazoa; Chordata; Actinopteri; Characiformes; Serrasalmidae. Gene Ontology annotation, molecular function: protein binding. The transcript is spliced from 5 exons. The record is from RefSeq and is a predicted model, not a curated record.